AUGUGGGGCGACAGCAGCAUGAGUGUCUCCGAAAUGGCCCGGGAGGAGAAGUGUCUCUCCAGUGCAGCAAAUGAAAGAGAAAUGAAUCGGAGAAUUAUCAAAGGACCUGCAGCAGUGGAUGCCAUCAAGGAGAAAGUUAGAAAACAAAAACAAGAAGAAAGAAGCCUCCGACUCAACCAGGCGCAGUAA
Messenger RNA from Eimeria tenella, 189 nucleotides. RefSeq lists its product as uncharacterized. The transcript is spliced from 2 exons. The record is from RefSeq and is a predicted model, not a curated record. The coding region runs from base 1 to 189 and encodes 62 amino acids. NCBI's taxonomy places the organism in Eukaryota, Apicomplexa, Conoidasida, Eucoccidiorida, Eimeriidae.